GCGCACGGCGGGGUCACGUGACGCAGUCUCUUUCCGGCCUCGCUUGCUGGUUGACUGUGCGCUCCUUGAGGCCUCUUGCCGCGUGAGGAGGAGAAGCACAGGCCGCCAUCAUGCCGGUCUACUUCCAGCGGCCCGAGAACGCCCUGAAGCGGGCGAACGAAUUUCUUGAGGUUGGGAAAAAGCAACCUGCACUUGAUGUACUCUACGAUGUUAUGAAAAGUAAAAAACACCGAACAUGGCAAAAGAUCCACGAACCGAUUAUGCUAAAGUAUCUGGAACUCUGUGUCGACCUCCGUAAGAGUCAUCUGGCAAAGGAAGGAUUAUAUCAGUACAAAAAUAUCUGCCAGCAGGUGAACAUCAAGUCUUUGGAGGAUGUAGUUCGGGCCUAUUUAAAAUUAGCAGAAGAAAAAACUGAAGCUGCUAAAGAAGAGUCUCAGCAGAUGGUUUUAGACAUAGAAGACCUGGAUAACAUUCAAACUCCAGAGAGUGUUCUCCUAAGCGCUGUUAGUGGUGAAGACACUCAGGAUCGUACUGAUCGGUUACUUUUGACCCCCUGGGUGAAAUUUCUAUGGGAAUCAUACAGGCAGUGUUUGGACCUUCUUAGAAACAACUCAAGAGUGGAGCGGUUAUACCAUGAUAUUGCACAGCAAGCUUUCAGGUUUUGUUUGCAAUAUACCCGUAAGGCUGAGUUUCGCAAACUCUGUGACAACCUGAGAAUGCAUUUGGGUCAGAUCCAGCGUCAUCACAAUCAAAGCACAGCGAUCAAUCUUAAUAAUCCAGAAAGUCAAUCAAUGCACUUGGAGACGAGGCUUGUACAACUGGACAGUGCUAUCAGCAUGGAAUUGUGGCAGGAAGCUUUCAAAGCUGUGGAGGAUAUACAUGGAUUAUUCUCAUUAUCCAAAAAACCACCAAAGCCCCAGCUGAUGGCAAAUUAUUAUCAUAAAGUUUCUACUGUAUUCUGGAAAUCAGGAAAUGCACUGUUUCAUGCAUCCACACUUCAUCGUCUUUAUCAUCUUUCAAGGGAAAUGCGAAAGAAUCUCACACAGGAAGAGAUGCAGAGAAUGUCAACAAGAGUCCUUUUGGCUACUCUUUCAAUACCAAUAACUCCUGAACGAACUGACAUUGCUCGACUUUUGGACAUGGAUGGUAUCAUUGUUGAAAAACAGCGGCGAUUGGCAACACUAUUGGGCCUUCAAGCCCCACCUACUCGAAUUACUCUUAUAAAUGAUAUGGUGAGGUUCAAUGUAGUACAGCAUGUUGUCCCAGAUGUAAAGGAGCUUUAUAACUGGCUUGAAGUAGAUUUUCAUCCACUGAAGUUGUCUGGUCGUGUGAGUAAGGUUUUAAACUGGAUAAGAGACCAAUCUGAAAAGGAACCAGAACUUCAACUGUAUAUUCCUCAUCUGCAAAAUAACACCAUCCUCAGACUGCUUCAGCAGGUGGCCCAAAUUUAUCAAAGCAUUGAAUUUUCUCGCCUGACAACCCUAGUUCCUUUUGUUGAUGCUUUCCAACUGGAACGGGCAAUAGUAGAUGCAGCUCGACAUUGUGAUUUGCAGGUUCGCAUUGAUCAUACGACCCGAACACUGAGUUUUGGGUCAGAUUUGAACUACUGCACUCGAGAAGAUGCUCCUCUUGGACCUCAGUUGCAGAAUAUGCCUUCUGCGCAGAUUAGGAACCAACUGACAGCUAUGUCAUCAGCCCUUGCAAAAGCUCUUGAAGUGAUUAAACCACCUCACCUGUUGCUAGAGAAGGAAGAACAACAUCAACAAGCUGUUACAGCUUACAUAAAGAAUUCAAAGAAAGAGCAUCAGCGAAUCCUUGCUCGCCGUCAGACAAUUGAGGAAAGAAAGGAACGCCUUGAAAGUCUCAAUAUCCAACGUGAGAAGGAAGAGUUGGAACAGCGUGAAGCUGAGCUCCAAAAAGUUCGCAAAGCAGAAGAGGAAAGAUUGCGUCAGGAGGCAAAAGAGAGAGAAAAGGAACGCAUUCUACAGGAACAUGAACAAAUCAAAAAGAAAACAGUUCGUGAACGUUUGGAACAGAUCAAGAAGACUGAGCUUGGAGCCAAGGCAUUCAAAGAUAUUGACAUUGAAGAUCUUGAAGAAUUGGACCCUGACUUCAUUAUGGCAAAACAGGUUGAACAGCUAGAAAAAGAAAAGAAAGAAUUGCAGGAACGUUUGAAGAAUCAAGAGAAGAAGAUUGAUUAUUUUGAAAGAGCAAAACGCUUAGAAGAAAUCCCACUGAUUAAGAGUGCAUAUGAAGAGCAAAGAGUCAGAGAUAUGGAUCUCUGGGAGCAGCAAGAAGAAGAACGGAUCACAACCAUGCAGCUAGAACGUGAAAAGGCCCUUGAACAUAAGAACAGGCUGUCAAGGAUGAUAGAAGACAGUGAAUUAUUUAUAACUAGGCUCAAAACAGCAAGAAAAUCUGUUUAUGAGGAAAAACUGAAACAGUUUCAAGAAAGACUUACAGAGGAAAGGUGUAACCGCUUAGAAGAACGCAAGCGACAACGCAAAGAAGAAAGACGCAUUACUUAUUACCAGGAGAAAGAGGAGGAAGAGCAGCGAUUGCUAGAAGAGAAGAUACUUAAAGAGCAAGAAGAAAAGGAACGUGUUGAACGUGAAAAACGUGAAAAAGAAAUGCGUGAAUAUCAGGAACGUGUUAAAAAACUAGAAGAGGUAGAAAGAAAGAAACGCCAAAGAGAGUUGGAGAUUGAAGAGAGAGAGCGCCGCCGAGAGGAAGAGAGGAGAAAUAUUGAAGAUCCGCUUUCAAGGAAGGAAUCCCGUUGGGGUGAUAGAGAUGGUGAAAGUACUUGGAGAAGAAGCGCAGAGCCAGAGUCAGAAUGGAGACGUCCACCCCCAGAAAGGGAUUGGCGUCGUGGAGAAGUACGUGAUGAUGAAAAAUCAGUGCAAAAAGACAGUGUGACUCCUCGUGCUACUUCACAAGACAGAGCAGAAUCUCCUCAUGAAGGAACAGAAGACAAAGUUUUGAAGAAUGAUCUUGAUGGCAAAGAUGAUAAAGGUCCUAGGAAAGUGCUGGAUGAUGACAAACCAAGUUGGCGUUCUACAGGAGAUGAUAAGGGCCCCAGGCGUAGCUUGGAUGAUGACAUGGGUCCCAGGCGCAGCUUGGAUGAUGACAGAGGCCCCAGGCGUGGCUUGGAUGAUGACAGAGGCCCCAGGCGUGGCUUGGAUGAUGACAGAGGCCCCAGGCGUGGCUUGGACGAUGACAGAGGCCCCAGGCGUGGCUUGGACGAUGACAGAGGCCCUAGGCGUGGCUUGGAUGAUGACAGAGGCCCCAGGCGCGGCAUAGCCGAUGACAGGGGCCCCUGGCGUGGUGGGGAUGACGACAGGGCCCCCAGGCGCGGUUUGGAUGAUGAUAGGGGUCCCAGGCGUGGUUUGGAUGAUGAUAGGGGUCCUAGGCGUGGUUUGGAUGAUGACAGACCAAGUUGGCGUAACGCAGAUGAUGACAAAGGCCCCAGGCGUGGCCUGGAUGACGAUAGGGCUCCCCGGCGUGGCCUGGAUGACGAUAGGCCCCCCCGACGUGGCUUGGAUGAUGACUGGGGCUCUCGGCGUGGCUUGGAUGAUGACAGGGCCCCCCGGCGUGGCUUGGAUGAUGACAGGGCCCCCCGGCGUGGCUUGGAUGAUGACAGGGCCCCCCGGCGUGGCUUGGAUGAUGACAGACCAAGCUGGAGAGCUACAGAUGAAGAUAGAGGCCCCAGACGUGGAAUGGAUGAUGACCGAAUUUCAAGACGUGAUGAGGAUAGAGGACCAUGGCGUAUUGCCGAUGAAGACAGGCAGUCACGGCGGGAUGAUGAUCGAGGCCCCAGACGUGGAGAUGAUGCCAGGCGUGGCGAUGAUUCCAGAUCUGGACCAUGGAGACCAUUUGGUAGACCAGGUGGAUGGAGAGAAAGAGAGAAGGCCCGUGAAGACAGCUGGGGACCUCCACGAGAUUCCAAACCUUCUGAAGAUCGUGAAUGGGAUCGAGAUAAAGAUCGUGACAAUGAAAAGGACCGAGAAUUUGAAAAAGAUCGUGAUACUGAUCGGGAAGAAGGUUCCCGACGCUCAAGGGAUGAUGCUGGCUGGAGAAGAGCGCCGGCUGAGGAAACUUCCAGCUGGAGAGACUCAGGACGUAGAGAUGAAUGGGACCGAGGGGGCCGUGACUCCAGGGAUGACCGGGGCAGUCGUGAUCUCCGAGAUCGGCGUGGUGAAGAGAGAGAAAGGAGAGGGCCGCCUCCUAGAACAGAUAGGGAGGAAGGGAGCUCUUGGAGACGUAGUGAUGACAGAAAGGAGGAACGUGAAGAACGUGAGCCUGUCCGAAGACCACCUCCUUCCACUUCUGCUUCUGUUUCUAAAGAGCGAGAAAAAGAUGAGGAGAAGGAGAAGGGUGGUGCCUGGAGAACAGAAAAGGAGAAAGAUAAAGAACGGGAAGCUCUCCGUCGCACUAAAAACGAAACUGAUGAAGAUGGUUGGACCACCGUGCGGCGUUAAGUUCAAGGCCCUGAAUGGCUUUAAGUUGGUGUUUAGCACUGAUUUGAUAACAUGUUAUAACAAUAUUGGUGCUUUAACACUCUUGAAUUGGAAUCAAUUAACAAUUUUUUUCUAGGUGAUGUGAAGGCAUGAAAUACCUUACUCUUAUGUAAACUGAUCAUGCAGAGAACUUGCAAUUCAAAGUUGGAAAUUAAAUACAGGUUAUCUGAAAUUUCAAAAGUUGUAUAUGUCACAGAUUGCUUGGUGGUAAGAAAUAAACAAAUAAACUGUAGUUACCUUUGAGUGGCAUGUGUAACUCAGUCAGAAAUAAAGCCUGGUUUUUAUUUUAACUAGCUCUUCACCUGGAAAUGGGUGUGAUCUACAAAGCAUGUUUGAAAGUACACUUCUAGUUACUUAAAGUGAACGCUUUGUAAGACUGUUCUGUCUAAAGUAAAUAUAAGUGGAAAUUUCCUAUAUUGAUGGCAAGAAAAUUUUGCUGGUGGUAUCAUAUCAAUUCAGUAUGUUUUAAUUUGAAUUACACACAAAUACGUGUUACAAAUCUUUUAGCUACACUGGGAUUUUUUUGGGGUAGAUUACUUGAAUGCAUACACUCUUUAUCAAGCCAUUUUUCCAGUUUUUGGUUUUCAUAAUGAAUGCCACUGCAAUGUCAAAACAAGAAAGACUUAAAACUUAAAGGCAUUUGAAAAAGCAUAGUGCUGAGAGUUGUCUUUUUCCUGCUGCAUAUAAACUUUUUUCCUGCUGCAUAUGCUUUUUCUGUUAUCGAUGAUUCAUGCUCUCUGAAGCAUUUAUAUAGUGUCAUAUUUCAGAUAUAUGCUCUGAAGGAACUGCUCACUUACCUCCCCCUCCCACCUUCUUUCCCAAUUUCUUGUCUUCAGGGUAAGUGCUUUACCAUUAAAAACGAAGUGCUUUGUAGUAAGGGCUGGGUUGACUUCAAUUUUGGGAGUGAAUUAGCAAAGUUAAUGAUUGUUUUUAAUUGAAGCCAACACAGAACUUGCUGCUAUGUGUUACCUUCAAUGAUAAAUAAACUUAACAAAAUAAGGUGA
This is a messenger RNA of Anolis carolinensis (green anole), 5521 nucleotides long. It is a transcript of the gene eif3a, whose product is annotated as eukaryotic translation initiation factor 3 subunit A. Gene Ontology annotation, cellular component: multi-eIF complex; eukaryotic translation initiation factor 3 complex, eIF3e; eukaryotic translation initiation factor 3 complex, eIF3m. The coding region runs from base 111 to 4478 and encodes 1455 amino acids. Gene Ontology annotation, biological process: formation of cytoplasmic translation initiation complex; translation reinitiation. Gene Ontology annotation, molecular function: mRNA binding; translation initiation factor activity. Lineage: Eukaryota; Metazoa; Chordata; Lepidosauria; Squamata; Anolidae. The record is from RefSeq and is a predicted model, not a curated record. The transcript is spliced from 22 exons.